Molecule: messenger RNA, 522 nt
Organism: Saccostrea cuccullata (small rock oyster)
Lineage: Eukaryota; Metazoa; Mollusca; Bivalvia; Ostreida; Ostreidae
Exons: 4
Coding region: 1-522 (173 amino acids)
Biological process (GO): protein phosphorylation
Molecular function (GO): protein kinase activity; ATP binding
Source: RefSeq, a predicted model, not a curated record
AUGGCAAGCGGAGAUGAUUAUAAUUUUGAACUGGGGGAGAAAAUAGAAGAUGGAUCCUACGGCAAUGUAUACUUGUGUUAUGACAGAAAUGAUGGAGACAAAAAGAUAGGUUAUGCUUUGAAAGUAAUUGACCUGACAAAAUCAACAGAGGAUGAACGUGAACGAGCAGAACAAGAAGCAAGUUUGCUGAAAGAUUUACAGCAUGAAUUUAUUCUACGUACAGUUACAUCAUAUCAUGAAAAAGGUGCAUUAUGUAUAGUGACAGAAUUCUGUGAUCAGGGAAAUUUGUCAGAAUUUUUGGAAAGAAGAAAUGAUAAUUUUUUAGAUGAACUACGAAUAGUAGAGUGGUUUCGACAGAUAUGCAGUGCUUUAAAGUACCUGCAUGGUAGACAUAUUUUACAUAGGGACGUGGCGACAAGCAGUGUCUACCUGACUGGUGAAGAUAUGAAAUUUAAACUCGGUGAUUUUGAAUUUGUCAAAGUCGUGGAGGGACCUAUUACCGAAAUCAUACCCCAUCCCUAA